AUGUCCUCAACAGUAGUGAUUGAAGACCUUCCUGUGCUGGAGCAGCCCAAGCGGACUCGCAAAACUCACAACAAGGUUAGGACGGGAUGCCUUACUUGCAAGAUUCGACGAAAGAAGUGCGAUGAAGAAAAGCCUCAUUGUCGCCGGUGUACGAGUACUGGUCGCAAGUGCGAUGGGUACCCGCGACAGUCGCCGCCGCCGUCCACUUCUUCAGCAGAGUCACCUACUCAAGUCUCAGAGCCUGAUCCGAAACGCCAGAAGACCAACACUGUCUGCAAAAUAGUUAUUCCACCACUACCGCAAGCCAACGAUAAAGUGAGCACCACUUCAGAGGCUCUUCAACUUCACCGACCUCCAUCAAAUGUCAUGUUCAAUACCGACAAUGACUUUUACUGCUUCGACUUCUUCCGCUCACGUACGGGACCCGAAUUUGCCGCCUACUUUGAUAGUUCUAUCUGGCGGACCUAUGCUGUGCGAGCAUGCCUCCAGCAUCCGACCGUCCUGGCUGCAGCCGCCGCUGUAGGAGCUGUGCAUCGGAGAUUCGAGCUAGGAAUAUCAAAGGAAGCGUUCGAAUACUGCGACCUCUCGGACAAAUUGUACCAAAAGGCGAUGCGAAUGCUGUCAAACGAUAUGGCAUCGGACCAUCCCAGCGUCGCGGAGAUCAAUAUGAUGACGAUGAAGCUGUUCAGCGUGUUUGAGACCUUUCAAGGAAAUUACGAUAUGGCGCAGAUGCACAUGACAGCCGGGCUGAAGGGACUGUUGAGUCAGAACCUGCGCACAACAUACAAAGAUACACAGUACCGCACUGUGGAUCUAACGUACGAGAGUCUCCGCAGACUCUUCCUCAAACUCGAACUGGAAUCUGUUCGAUUGUUUGGUAAAGUAGCCAAGAUUCUGAGCGACCCUGAAGAAUCAACACCGGAUCCAUCCUUGAACCCCUUCGCACCCGAAUCCAACUCUUACCUAGCCGACCCAAACCCUUAUCCUAUCCCACGAGCUUUCACGUCGCUCUCACAGGCGCGCGACGUUUUGUUCACCGAGGCGAAGUGGAUAUGGCACACCUGGACGCUCUUGGAACAGGGCAUGUUGAUCGGAUCGGGCUUCUCCCGGCAUCAGACACACAUAUCCCGGCUGCUGCAGUGGUCCAUGGCCUACGCCGAGUGGUCGAAGAAGGAAGACACUAAACGCAGCUCGCAAGACCGACACGGGGCACAUUUGCUCAAGGCGUACCGCGAGGCAGCAUACCUCUUGCUGUUGACGCAGAUGGCCUUUCACUCGCCGGAGACAGGCGAGGUGAUUGUGCCGCUGUGUGAUCCUCCCGAAACGUGCGACUGCCACAAAUCAUGUCGCACGUAUGCGGAGAGGAAGGAGGCGUUGAACGCGCAUUUCGCUAGGCUAUUGGUGCUCAGUGAGAGUAUAUUCAACAGCUCGUCGUUCUUUGCGUACGAGCAACACUCGAUCAGCAUGGAUAGUGGGAUCGGUCCGCCGCUGUAUCUCGGGAGUUCGCGGUGUCGGUCGACCAAGGUCCGGCACCAAGUCACGAGUUUGCUUGAAGAGAGCGAAAUCCAGAGACGUGUGUGGGAUACCUUGGGCGUGUACUCGAUUGCGGAAAAGUUGUCGAGCAUCGAGGAGCAUGCUGUUGUUGGGUGUGGAGCUGUGCCGCACGAGUUAGAGCCCAAGUGGGUGGACAUUACUUUCUUUCUGGACGAGAGAAGGGCGUUGCUGAGGUACUGUACGCCCGAUAGGGAGGGACAAGCUGCGAAGAUCAGAGGGACUGGAUUGGUGACAGAGCGGUUUACUGGGAGUGGGAGCGGUGGGUUGGUGUGGACUCAGGAAUGGAUUGCAUUUUAA
This is a messenger RNA of Exophiala viscosa, 1851 nucleotides long. RefSeq lists its product as uncharacterized. The coding region runs from base 1 to 1851 and encodes 616 amino acids. Lineage: Eukaryota; Fungi; Ascomycota; Eurotiomycetes; Chaetothyriales; Herpotrichiellaceae. The record is from RefSeq and is a predicted model, not a curated record. Gene Ontology annotation, biological process: regulation of DNA-templated transcription. Gene Ontology annotation, molecular function: DNA-binding transcription factor activity, RNA polymerase II-specific; zinc ion binding. The transcript is spliced from 2 exons.